GAGAGAGAGAAAGAGAGAGCGAGAGUUCUGUUCGGGAGCAGUGGUCGCAGAAAUGGCAGAGCCGAAGGUGAAGUCGCCCUCACCCUCGUCUCUUUGUGCCGCGAAACGCGGACUCCUCCACUCUCUCUCUCCCUCUUUCUCUCUCUCUAUCCUUCGCUGGCCACUGCUUUUUCUUCCCCGUUGCUUCGUUUCAUCACAUACCCCUAAAACCAAACCAGACCCCCACACCCUCUCUCUCUUUCUUUCUGCUUUCCCUCCCUCCAUCGAGCCCAGUUUCGUUCAUUCCCCUUGUUACUUCGUUCCAGAUUUCGCACCGAUCUCUUCCUCGCGAUCUUCAUCGACGUUGAGCUGGACAUGGGCAUCUGCUGGCUGCCUGUACAUUGAGGAUUCAACUGCUCUAUUAAAGCUGUAAGGGAUGGCGACUUCGAAUGGUGGAUAUCUUCAUGCCAAUAACAAUCCUCCCGCCCCCUCCCCGACUCUACUUCCUCCAUGGCUCUCCAACUCCAACGAGAAUCCGACCCUCAGGCCGCCCUCCCCAUCUGUCACCCUGAGCCUCUCUCCUUCAACAGUCGCCGCCACUCCAAUCCCGUGGCUCCAACCCCAUGCUUCCUCUUUGACUCUAGCUAACUCCCUCUCUCGUGGGCCUGGCCCCGCCUCUGGAGAGAAUGCACUGUUCUCUGAGCUCGUGGAGUGCUCGAGGGAGCUGGAGGAAGUACAGCGCGCCAUGGCGGCCCACAGGAAGGAGGCAGCGUGGGGGAUGAGGAGGACGGAGAUGCAGCUGGAGUCAGAGCGGGCCCGGCGGAGGAGGGAGAAAGUGGAGGAGAUUGAGGCGAAGAUCAACGCCCUCAGGGAGGAGCAGAAGGUGAGCUUGGAGAGGAUCGAGGCGGAAUACAGGGAGCAGCUGGCGGGUCUCCGGAGGGAAGCGGAGGCUAAAGAGCAGAAGCUGGCUGACCAGUGGGCUGGGAAGCACGUCCGGCUUUCAAAGUUCGUCGAGCAAAUCGGGUACCGGCCAAGGAUCGCCGAGCCAAGCGGGCGCUGAGGAAAUUUUAAGUACAUUAGGCUUGCUUAGCUGCAAUACCCCCUCCUCUUUCCAUGUCAAAGACACUGUUUGAUUGUAGUUGUUAUAUGGUGAAUCCUUUGUUUAGGCUUUGAAUCAUUGGAAAUUGAUGCCCGUCCUGACUUCAGGUAUGAACAUGUUGCAUCUUAUUUCAGUCAGAAAGUAUCGUGGUGGGCUGUGAAAUUGGAUGCUUGUCGUGACCCUUAUUGAUCU
Eucalyptus grandis is the source of this 1270-nucleotide messenger RNA. Its product is annotated as transcription factor AS1. The transcript is spliced from 2 exons. NCBI's taxonomy places the organism in Eukaryota, Viridiplantae, Streptophyta, Magnoliopsida, Myrtales, Myrtaceae. Bases 416 to 1039 code for a protein of 207 amino acids. The record is from RefSeq and is a predicted model, not a curated record.